Molecule: messenger RNA, 2470 nt
Organism: Spinacia oleracea (spinach)
Lineage: Eukaryota; Viridiplantae; Streptophyta; Magnoliopsida; Caryophyllales; Amaranthaceae
Product: biotin--protein ligase 2
Exons: 10
Coding region: 104-1168 (354 amino acids)
Biological process (GO): protein modification process
Cellular component (GO): cytoplasm
Molecular function (GO): biotin--[biotin carboxyl-carrier protein] ligase activity
Source: RefSeq, a predicted model, not a curated record
CACAAAAUGCACAAAAUAAAACAGUACGAGCAGUGAAAUCGCAUGAAGGUUCGCCGGUGCUCGUCGUACUGCUGGUGGUCUUUGCUUGAUCCACUAUAAAUUGAUGUACUUGUUCUUCCGCGGUCUCUCCAAAUAUCCAACAAAAUUCAAAUUCAAAGCUUGUUUCUUCCUCUCUUCUCUCAUGGAAUCCCAAUCCGAAGCUCCAAUUCAGUUAUUUCUGUGCGGAAAGUCGUACGCUGAGAAAGAAAUCGCUAAAACUUUGCAAUUUCAACUUCAAUUUCCCAAUUCUUCUCAAUUUCUCCUUCGUCUUCAGUCACAACUCCAGAAACCUACCACCACCACGUCGUUUCGUGUCGAUUCCUUCUUCAAUUCCCUUUCCACCUCUCGUUUUGGACGCUUUCUCAUCUGGUCUCCUCGAUUGCCGUCUACACACGACAUCGUUUCCAUGAAUUUCAGCGAGCUUCCUGUAGGAGCAGUUUGUGUUGCUGAUCUUCAAUUCAAAGGCAGAGGAAGGUCAGCAAAUGUCUGGGAAUCUCCACCAGGUUGUCUUAUGUUUUCGUUUACCCUACAGAUGGAGGAUGGACGAAUCGUGCCUUUAGUGCAAUAUAUUGCCUCUCUUGCACUUACUGAGGCCAUCAAGGAUCUUUGUUUUGAGAAUGGCCUACCUCAGUUGGGGGUUAAAAUUAAGUGGCCAAAUGAUCUUUUCUUAAAUGGUUUGAAGGUUGGUGGGAUACUGUGCACCUCCACAUAUAAAUCAAAGAAAUUCAAUAUAAGUGUGGGAAUAGGCUUGAAUGUAGAUAAUAAACAACCAACGACUUGUUUGAAUGCAAGGUUGCAACAAAUAGCCUCUAUGAGCUGCCAAUUACGCAAAGAUGACAUCUUGGCCUCCUUCUUUAACAAGUUUGAGAAUUUCUUUGACCUUUUCUUAAGCAAAGGUUUCAAACCUUUGGAGGAACUCUACUACCAAACUUGGUUACACAGCGGACAAAGAGUUACUAUACAGGAUAAUUGUGAGGGCCAACCAGUGGAUAAUGUUGUUACUAUUCAGGGAUUGACAUCAUCAGGAUAUUUACUGGCAAUUGGAGAUGAUGGUCAAAUGUGCGAGCUUCACCCAGAUGGCAAUAGCCUUGACUUCUUCAAAGGACUAGUCAGACACAAAUUGAGUUGAAGAGUGCGCUGCCAUUCCUUUUCAUGUGCUAUUUAUGAGAGAUGUGCGUUCUGGUGCAAGAGCUUGUCCCAUAACAAUUGGCAAUGGACGGUUGGUUUCUGUUAUAAUACGUGUUACAUGCGUAUAAUGACUAUGAUUCCUGUGUUGUGUUGGAUUAUCUUCCAUAUUUUGAGUUCCUACGUGGGUUGUGGGCGUUGAGGUAUGGCCUAGCAGAGUAGCUGUAGUUGCCACUUUUGUUUGUACUCGAUACAUUAUUGCAGACUUGAAUUCUUAUGAAGUAUGUUUGUGGGCUCCUUCCUAACUUAAAUUUGUCUAUCUUUCUUUCUUGUGCCCACUUUUGUUUUUGCUCGAGUCUCCCCCUAAAAGAGUUGGUCAUCCCGUUCACGACCUCUCGGAGUUUCAGUUUUGUACACCUAAAUAGGGGGCAUUGUCUUCUCUUUGAUAGUUCUUUGUAAUGAAGAAAGUAUUUCACUCUUUAGGAGUGUAUAGGUAAAAAAAACAUAGGUGAAAAAUAGCGACUAAAAGUAUAGAAUAUAACUAGAAAAAUACUUUUAUGAUACUCUUUAUUUCCUAGAGGAUGAAAUUGAUAAUAAUUCCAUGGGGGUGUUAGUGUUGUGAACCCCACAUUUAGUACGUAGGACAGCUUAGAGGGAGGGCCUUCUUCAGAAGUUUGCAUUGGUAAAGCGAGAAAUGCAGAACCAAUCAUUUAAACAGUAGUAAAUUGUCCAGGAUCCAAUUUACUACCAAUACAAUAGAGUAUGGCAUCAUCUGCUGUUUACCUGGCCCGCUACUAUUUUUAUUUGUGGCUUCUUCACAAUAGACGGUGGAAUAUCACGUGACUUUGGACACUAACUAGUAGUGUACAUGUUUUUGUUCACUACAACGUGUUCUCAUUUUAGUUGCAAAAUAAGCUAAGUUACUCUGUUGUUAAACCAUGCUUCUCGAUCAGUAAUACAUCAAUGUUUGGUUUGGUUUGGUUUGGUUUUAACGCCUGCCACAGUGUGGCAAGCGGUGUGGUGUGCAUUAGUCCUAUGGGGGUUAAGUUGUAUCGAAAAUGACUUGUACCAAAUUGUACUGGGUGAGUGAGUGGGUGGGUACUGGAAUUUGAUCUUAGGGUGCGUCGUUUUCCUUACUUUGGGAAAAAAGAAUUAAGUAAAAGUAAAAUAGAAAGGGUAAAAGAAAAUGACAUAGACACAGAAGUGGAAAGAAGAAAGGGGUGAGUUGAAGAGUUAGAUUCGAUAGGACAUUUAAAGCCAUGGGAAGCAUUAGAGGAAGAGGAUGAACUGUCCUUUUCUGGGUUAA